CAAAGUUGUUGUCUCUUUAAAGAAGUACAAAUACUAUAAUAAGGAAAGAAUUGGCAACACGGUAAAAGCAGAACGAACCAAUGAGAACGAACAAAUUUCGGUUCGUUUUGUUUUUCUCUCUCGAGCAUGUUGACAUUCAACAUGGCGGCAUGUCGUCAGUGCUGUGCUGUGUCGUGGUGAGUUGAUAUUUUCUCAAAUUUCACAAACAAUAACACCAAAUUCAAAAUCUAAAACUUGUGUAACUAAGAACUUCAAAAUUUAGUAUAGAAGAAGAAUAAUAAAAAGAAGAAAUUGUAAAAAAUUGAAAGUAACCAGUAUCUGCGCAACCAACCACCGACUGGCCUGACAAAUUAUGAGCAUAAAAGCACAAUCGCACCCAGCACGCAUUGAAGACAUCUGAGGAUUUUUUUUAAUUUAAUUUUUCCCUUCAUACAAAUUUUGAGUGACUGUGGAUUUUUAUACUACUACCAAUACCUACUAUUGUGAAUUUGUUGAAUUAUUACUUGUAUUAAUUGUAUAUUGUGAAUUGAUUUUCAAGACGCGAUAUAAGACGAUAAUAUAGAGAGAGAUAGAAAUAGAGUCAGUGAAAGGAAAGGAGGAGAGAAAUAAUAAUUUUAUUGUAAGCACCAUUUCGGCUGCCAUAUUGACUUUGUGGGGUAUAUGCCACAUAGGUACAUAUACCGUUAACCAUUCUGUGAUAUUCACUACACUUAAGAAACUAUAAGAAGUGAAGAUAAAAGAAGAAUAAAGAAUAAUAAAAAUCAUAUUGUACUGUAGACUAAACAAACCAUGUCCACCAAUCCUCAGUGGAAAACCUUCCAGCCGCCUCCCGAUACUAUGAAUCAAGACUCCAACAUCAUGGAUUUUAAAUCUUUGACCACUAAUGGUAAAUCUUCAGCAUUUAAUUUCACAAACCGUUCGAAUUCGGGCUCGCGGUUCGGUCAAGAUUUCCCGUUGCUGCAGGAAAAAUCCUCCUUCACCACUACGACAUCGAACGGAGGCGGCUUGGGCGGCGGCGGCAGCAACGGCCUCUACGGCUCUUCUAGCGCCACGCAGGCAAAUGCUGCGCGGUUUCCUAUAGGCACGUUCAGCAUCGACAACAUGUUCAAUAGCAGCGGCGACAACAACUCCCUGAACAAUUCGCGCGAUAACAACGAAAGAGGCGGCAGCGGCGGCCAGGAGAGGAGCGAACGGGGAAAUCGCGACAGCGGCGGCGGUGGGGUCGGCGUUUUCUCGAACGGCAACAGCGCGUCAACCGGCAGCAGCGCGUACAACGACUCCAACGCGUCGAAUCUGGGCACCCGCGAAACCGGCAUCAUUGAGAAAUUGUUGCAUUCAUAUGGGUUCAUACAAUGUUGCGAGCGUCAGGCACGUCUAUUUUUCCAUUUUAGCCAGUUCAGCGGCAAUAUUGAACAUUUGAAAAUCGGCGAUCCGGUCGAGUUUGAAAUGACCUACGAUAGGAGAACCGGCAAACCGAUCGCCAGUUCUGUAACAAAAAUUGCACCAGAAGUAGUAAUGAGCGAGGAAAGGGUAACGGGAACGGUAACGACGGAAGUUAGAGGCGAAGGAUCUGUGGGAGGCGACACCACCGGAAGGAUAAGCUACGAAAAUCGCGGCGAAUGUUUUUUUCUGCCCUACACCAAAGACGACGUCGAGGGAAACGUAACGCUGCGCUCCGGAGAUAAAGUCAGCUUUCAAAUUGCGACAAACAACAGAGGAAAUUUGGGAGCAUGCCACGUGCGCCUGGAAAAUCCGGCGCACCCGGUGAAAUACGCGGGCGUCGUGUGCUCGAUGAAAGAAAGUUUCGGUUUCAUCGAACGCGCCGAUGUCGUCAAGGAGAUUUUCUUCCAUUUUUCCGAGGCCAAAACCAAAGAGGAGCUGCGAUUGGGCGACGACGUAGAGUUUAUCAUUCAGACGCGCAACGGAAAAGAGGUGGCUUGCAAUAUAACGCGUUUGGCGCCUGGGACGGUAAUCUUCGAGGACCUGAAGCCGGAGAUUUUGAAGGGUCAAGUGCUGAAGCCGCUUGAUCGCGGUCCUUCUGCGCGCCACCAGACUGACGCGUUGCCCGGCAGGAUUCGCUACCGCGCGCCCGACCAUUCCGAGGUGGAGAUCUCCUUUGGGGACAAGGAUCAACGGGGGGACUUCACUCUCAGGCACGGAGAUUGGGUACAAUUUAAGAUUGCUACUGAUAGAAGAGACGGUUUAAACCGCGCCACUCACAUCUCUCUGCUCGACGAAAGCUUCCUGGUGUCGGGCGAGAAGCGCGAACAAGGCACUGUCGCCUCCGUUAAAGAAGGUUUUGGUUUCCUAAAGUGCGUAGAGCGCGAACCGCGUCUCUUUUUUCACUUCAACGAGAUCCUGGACGUGGACCGCGAGGUGCAGGUGGGCGACGAGUUUGAAUUUACCGUGGUCCAAGACCAGACCACCAUGUUUACCAACAACAGGCAGAGCGCCAUAAGGAUGAAGUGGCUGGAACCGGGAACUGUUCAGUUUGAGAUUAGGAUCGAAAACGAUUUGUCGGGAGUGGUGACGAAAGAAAUUGCGCCCAACUGGUCGACUCGUAGUCCCAGCAAGACCAGCCAGAGUGGGGGAGAACCCGCCGUCGAGUCUGGCAUCAUCACCUAUCAGAUUUACGGUACAAAGAAAACCAUUCCCUAUUAUUCCAAAGAUUGCGACAUCAAGCACUAUCCCAGAACGGGAGAUAAGGUUGAGUUCAAUAUAAACCAGGUAAAAAGAAACAAGGAGCUGAUCGCCACUGAAGUACAGAUAACACAAUCGUGCGCCCUGCAGACUAACGGCGUCAAAAAUAGCAACGGCAACGGUAACAGUGCUGCAGCCGCCGCCGGAAGCGGCAGCACGCCCAGGAACGCUCAAAUCUAUCAGGGCUUCAUUGCCGCCCUCAAGGACGGUUUCGGUUUUAUCGAAACCAUUCAGCACGACAAGGAGGUCUUUUUCCAUUUUAGUAAUUUCGAGGGCGACUCCAACACCUUGGAACUGGGCCAAGAGGUCGAGUACAACGUGGGCGUGCGCGGCAAUUCCGGUUCGUGCUCUUCCGCCGAAAACGUGAAGAUCGUGCCGAAGGGUAGCAUCGCCCUGCCGGCGGUCAGCGGCGACGUUCUGGACGGUCAAGUCGUCCGGCCCCUGCGCUCGGUCAAUCCCGAUCAGACCGAGUACAGCGGCCUGGUGCGCAUCAAUGCGGACAAUCCCGAAGACAAGCCGAUCGAGUACGAGUUCGGCAUCAUGGGAUUGGCCAGCAAAAGAGAGCUCUUACAGGUUGGCGACCACGUCCAGUUGCAGGUGGACGAGACCGGUCGCGCCGCCAACAUAAUCGCCGUGAGGAAGAAGCUGCGCGCCACCGUUGACGCGAUCAAAGGCCACUUUGGCUUUCUGGCUUACGAGGUGGAGGAGGGCAAGAAGCUCUUUUUCCACAUGACCGAGGUGAAGGACAACGUCGCGCUGCAAGUCGGCGACACCGUCGAAUUCGUCCUGGUCACCAAUCACAGGAGCGGCAAGUCAUCGGCCUGCGGCGUCGUCAAAGUCAGUGACGUUCAAGCUCGACCGGAAAGGUUGAUAAGCAGACUACGUACAAUAUCCGUGGACGACACGGGCCCCAAGUUGCUGUUGACGCGGCAACCGAAGGGCCCCGACGGCUCGAAGGGAUUUUCAACGGAGGCGAGAACCGCGCGAAUGCCCGGCUGCGUGAUGGAGUAAUUUAAACCAACCAACGGAACACUCUUAGUCACAGUUAAGUCAUCAUCGUUCAUAUGUCAUUUACAAAACUGUAGCUAUUGUAACUUGUAACUCUUGUCUUAGCAGUGAAGUUGAAGGUAUAUAAUGUAUUUUAUUAUAAGUCUUAUAAUUACGUAAGAUUGAACAAUAUUUAUUAAACUAUUGAGAAAUUGCGACAUUUGUUAAUAAAAACAAUCUCUAGGCAACAAACCUUUGUUUGGUUAUAUACACCAAUAUUAGUUUUUUAGUAGCUAAUAUUUAUACAUGUUGAUGAAUUAUUAAGCGAGGCGUUUUGCAGUUUUGCUCCUGCUUAAUCGAUUAAAUUAUUAAAUAAAUAAAAAAAAUUUAAACACUGCUUACAAACCAAAAAAAAAUGAUAAUCCAUUGACAAAUAUGAUACAAGGAAUUUAUUAUUAGGAUACAGAGUUAAGGUUUUUAGAUUAUGAUCUAGAGAAGACUGCAUCCCUCAUUACUGAGACAUACCUUUUUUAAUAUUAUUUAGACUACUACUCCGUUUAGAUGUGUAUUGUGCAGUACCCGCAGCAGCUUUUUUGGUGUUGAAACUAGCUGAGCUCAUCUCAUAGUCUCGUAGAGUCAUACCGUCUUGCUUCUUCAUAAUAUUACCUUCUCUGUGAUAGAUCUGUAGACUCUGAAUGUACAGCCAAACGAAACAUAGCAAAAAUAUAAAUAUCCACAAUUUUUACUUAUCCCACAAAGAACUUUCUUUUUUUUAAUGUGUAGUUAGGUGACAUUUUUUAUUUAUUUUUUUUAUUGCAUGUUGAUGUGGGUACUGUGAUGCAGUUUUUCAAAAUAACUACAAUGUAAAUGUGGAUUAUCUUUCUAUUUGUAAAUUGUUUUUGAUUUUCAAAGGAAGUAAAUAUAUUAAGUAAAUACUAUUGCUAAAAUUGUUUUAUUUAUACACUUAAAAUACAUAUUUAAUAUAUCACGAGCUCCAAACUGGUGGUACAGUCAAAUUCAUAUUACUAUGCAUUCAAAAGGAAAUAUGUCCCCUAUCCUUCCCUGACCUGGAAUUGGACAA
Brassicogethes aeneus is the source of this 4768-nucleotide messenger RNA. The record is from the annotation of a GenBank genome assembly. NCBI's taxonomy places the organism in Eukaryota, Metazoa, Arthropoda, Insecta, Coleoptera, Nitidulidae.